Grosmannia clavigera kw1407 is the source of this 1575-nucleotide messenger RNA. Its product is annotated as protein kinase domain containing protein. Gene Ontology annotation, molecular function: protein serine/threonine kinase activity; ATP binding. Bases 1 to 1575 code for a protein of 524 amino acids. Gene Ontology annotation, biological process: peptidyl-serine phosphorylation; peptidyl-threonine phosphorylation. The transcript has 3 exons. NCBI's taxonomy places the organism in Eukaryota, Fungi, Ascomycota, Sordariomycetes, Ophiostomatales, Ophiostomataceae. The record is from RefSeq and is a predicted model, not a curated record.
AUGGUGGCACGUCAAAUCCUCGGAAAGACGGAGGUUCGCGAUCAAGGCUCAGAAAACGGCUUGGAGGAGGAAAAUGUGACAAAAACCAGCUGCUUGAGGCGGAUAUUUGUCCUCCUCAAUACACUCGAUAAGACGGAAGCUAUCAAGGACUUCAUAGCAUCUGGCUUGAAUGACUCUUCCCUACCGUUUCGCAGGGAUCACAGAAACGACUGUGCUCUUUUUUCUAGAUCCAAGCCCAACACGCCGAUACAGUUCAUCUCGGAUAGCUGGAAACCUCAUGAGAUCGAGUACUUUUAUGCUAAUCAGUGGUCGACGAUCUCUCCCCGCUUUUCGAAAUCAAAGAGGCACAAGUCGGUUCAUCAUUAUAAGCUAUCGAAAAACGAUAUCCUUCCUUUUGUCCAAGUCGAUGGAAAUGCGCUGCAGAAUCACCACGGAGGGACAGCAGACGUCUCUCGAGUCUUCAUCCACGAUGAUCACCACACGUUCGGAGCACGAAAGGACUUCGCUGGUAGUUUUGCAGUGAAGAGUCUUCGCCCGUUUUCCCCUGUUGCUUUCAAGAACGAGGUCGACAUGCUGAAAAAGUUCAGCGAUGACGACGCAUAUCCCCAUCUCAUUUCCCUUCUGGCGACCUACGAGCAACAUAACCACUUCCACAUGGUCUUCGAUUGGGCCGAGCGCAACCUCAAGGGCUAUUGGGAGCACGUGCAGCCACAGCCCUCAGCCACAGACCGGAAGACCGUUCUCUGGGUCGGCGAGCAGUGCAAGGGUAUUGCACGUGGAAUCGUCGAUCUGCAUCAAUACGAAACCUUCGACCGCAGUCAAGCCGAUCAGUCGCCAAUAGUCGUCUUUGGUCACCACGGCGAUAUCAAAGAGGAGAACAUUCUGUGGUUUCCUGGCACCGAAGAGCCGCAGGGUAAUCCUAAUAGAGGAAUCCUGAAGCUGGCCGACUUUGGCUUGGCCAGGUUCAGAUCAAAUAACACCAGAUCGCUCGACGCGGCCAAAGGCCUCUGUGCGACACCAUCCUACCGUUCUCCGGAGAGCGAUCUGAACAAUCUACAGGGUCGUUCAUACGAUAUCUGGACCUUGGGUAUCCUUUACCUUCAAAUGAUCACCUGGUUGCUUGGCGGUUGGCCCCUACUACAGGAUUUCACAAUGAAGCGGAAGUGUCCCGACCCAAGUUGGCGUUACUGGGAAACCGACACAUUCUUCGAGCGCAACCCGACAGCAGAAGGGACGAGCAAAACAUUGCACAUCAUCAAGCCAGUCGUGACCCGCUUCAUCGAAGAACUCCACCACAACAAGUCGUGUACAAUAUUUCUUCAUGAAUUUUUAGAUCUGAUAGCGGAGCAAAUGCUUAUUGUCGAGGGGUCAGAGAAAGUGAGGAUAUCCGCUACAAAUCUUUAUGCAGAACUGAAGCGGAUGGUCAAACGGUGCUCUGAAGAUGACGUCUACGCGUUAACUCCAAGCCAGUGGGGAAAGUCACAGCCUUGCGGUCACGGCCGUCCCGCCGCCGUGGAGCCCCUGAGCACACAGAACCUUUUGAAACUGGAAAGCCAGGAAGGUCCUUCGUGCUGA